Molecule: messenger RNA, 7301 nt
Organism: Tuber aestivum (summer truffle)
Lineage: Eukaryota; Fungi; Ascomycota; Pezizomycetes; Pezizales; Tuberaceae
Source: the annotation of a GenBank genome assembly
AUGCCUUCGGGUAGCCUCCCCGCUGCUUCAGCAUUCCAGCCCCCGGAUCCCCAAAUGCCGGAACAAUCGUCCCCCGCUUCACCUUCCCCCACGAAGGCAUCUCAACCAAGAGCUAUUUUGCCUAAAUCUUCUUCAAUAAAUUCCAAAACUAAUUACAUCUCACCCUACCGACAAACACCCCCGUCCUCAAGAUCGGUUUCUUCGCCACUUGCCAAGUCCUCGACAAUACCAUCGACAACAAACGUUCACUCCCCUAAUUUUAAGGACAUUGUGAAUCGAUUCAACACAAAGCAGGACGAGAAAAUUCCGAAUCCCAGUAACCGCAUUCCGGCUGUCGCCGCCGCCGGGCCCAAUGCUGCUAGAACCCGAAAGCCACCGGCAUGGAAGCCAGCAGGCGGUGGAGGUGGGCAAACGGGUGUGUCUGCACGGUCAAGCAAUCAAUCUGCGGCUGGAAGGAGUAGGGCCGGUGAGCGUUCCGGAUCGACUCAAUCCCAUUCCAUCUCGAGUAAGGGGAAGGGCUCGAGUCGGGCUCGGCGGCCCGGCACUUCAAUGAGCAAUGGUGUUGAAGAGGCUACAAGCGCUCGGCACCUAUUACCACCAUUGGAUACAUCUUUUGGCGACAAACCUUCCGGCCCAAAUGGACAUCGGCGAAGCCGCUCAGCGCUGGAAAUUCAUUCGCCUUCUGCAGCCUCACUAGCUGAUACCGAAGGUGAAACGAGUAGCGCCGGAUUUUCAGCUCAUCCAUUACGGCAUCGGAGGAGCAGAUCCAACGCGGACGUAUUUUCUUCUCCUACUGAUGCUAUGGAGAUAGACGCGAUAUUUGACCGGUCUGCUGCUGUGCCUCAGGGCCUGCCUUCCCCCCGUUCCGUUUCCACGGCGAAAUCCAAUAUUCCAGUAGCAAGACACCCGCCAACUCUGGACUACGGGUAUGGUGCUCGGAACGCCUCCCGGGCCACAAGCUUGGCACCUGCUGCGGUUUCCUCCCAUGGCUCACGGCACCCCCCUCGACCUAGUGCUAGUCCUAGAUUGGCGGCAUAUAUCACUACACCCCAGCCAAAGAAAUCACCGCCAUUGAGGUCAUCUCGUGGACAGCGUUUGCCAACUGCAGGUUCCGCGGCAGCGUCGAGACAGAAAUUUCAAAAUAAUCAACAAAGCCCGUUAUCUUAUUCUAAGGAGACAAAUCUUCAGCGCGGUAGAGGCGCGAGGACUUUUGAGCCUGAGAAUAAUCGAGGAAAGGACGUAAAAAAGAGAAUCCCCGAGUUGGGUACUGUGGAUUUUGCCGCCAGAAGAGCUCGAAUUCAAAACGCUUUCAAUGAAACUUUGAAAGAGACAUCCGAAUCGAAGACGAAGGUUGUUUAUAAGGAGAGUUCUAAACAGAGUUUGAGAGGUGAGAUGGUUGAUGAUCGUGAUGGAGGCAGCAGUGAGGCAAGAGGGGGUUAUCAGGAGAGAAUCGAAGAAGAGGAAGAGGAUGAGCUUGGGGAAUCACCUAUAAGCAAUAACCUAGAGGUUGCUGCAAAACCACAUGGGGAAGUUGUGCAGGACUCGGUUGAUCCUGAGCCAAUUGAAUCCAAGUUCAUCUCUGUUUUGCCUGCCAGAUCUGAAUCCAUGGAAAUGGGUGCCGAGUCGUACUUUGAUGAGUCAAGAAUCAAUGAUCUUUGGGAUAGGCGACAGUCAUUGUCCUCAAGCCUGCGAUCGUCUCUUUCAUCCUUUGACGAGAGGCCACCGCCAAUCGAGGACCUACAUGCUAACCAAAUUUCUAGCUAUCAUCAGACCACGAACAACGGCGCCGGCAGUGCUGGGGUAAGCCCUAGCUCAGCUCAAGAGCCGCCUGUGCUGGCAGGGACAAGAAGUGAAGAGCCAUCAAUUCCCGUCAUUGUCACACCCGACAUGCCCUCGGGUUCUUUGCGACUUGUGCACAUACCACAGCUUCUCAGACCCGAUUCGACAAUGACAGCAUGGAGUAUGGCGACCGGCCCAAAUAGGGACUCUUCGGAUAUCAGAGAUGGGACAGCACAUGAGGUCGUUGGUUGUAUUGGGUCAAUUAUUGAGGCUCCGGAAAGCAACCAACUAGAGUCGACCACGAGAACUAAGCCAGAUUCUAUUUCGGUGACAUCCGAUACUACAGAGAGGGCAAAUCUGUCUCCGGUGGCCGCCACAUCUGCGUCAAGCACACCUUUGGAUGAUAGGGCUACUAUUGUUGACGUCUUCGACCAUUACGAUGAACCACGAGAAGACUUUUUGAAAUCCUAUGCUGAUACCGAAGAAGAAGUGACGGAGUUUGAGACAGGAGCAGAUACCGUGGACGAUUGUGCAGAUGACGUGAAUGAGGAAACCGAGGACGCAGAGACCGAAGGAGAAACCGAGGAGGGUGUGACUGAUGGAGAAACUGAGGAGGAGGAGGAAACUGAAGAGAGCGAAACCGAGACGGAGACCGAAGACGGUACGGAAGUGGAAGAGGCCACUAGCACCGAAGGCUACGAUGAUUAUGUCGAAGAUAGCGAACUGUGCGAUUACACGUCUUGCUCUGAUAUCCCGAGCUCGGCUCGACCCAGCAUUGGCGACCAGUCAGAAGGUUGGGAGACGACCUCGUCCCGGGCGAGCCCGGAGCUGGAUAUUCACCCUACCAAGAGACAGUUGAUCCAAAGGCUUGAUUCGCCAACCACUCCUCGACAGAGCACGGACGGAUCGGAAUUCCCACUUCCCCCAACGCCUCCCCCAAAGGAUUACCACUUCUUACCCCCUGCACCUCCCGCGAAGGACCCCCCCAGAGCUGUCUCACCUUCCCCCUCAGCGAUGAGCACUCCGCCGGUUUAUUCUAGCAAUAGAAUGCCUCUACAUACCCCGCUCCAAUUGCCGGAAAUUGAAAGGGAUAAUGAGCCCCUAGGACUAGCAAUCAAUGUCUUUCCCACCUACACUGAGCGAACAUCCUCACCACUUCCUCCCCCGCCAGGUAGCAGAUCCGGUCCAGACCGCUGGAACGCCUCUUCUACUAUGGAUCAUUACGGGAACAAUACAAGACAGAGCCAGGAUUCACAGCAUCCUUAUUCUGGUAGGCAAAGCUUGGACCAAUACUCGCAUAGGCCAAGCCUGGAUCGUGCACAUUCUUAUCCAGCCAAGCAGUCGAAUUCUCCCUCUUCGAGUUUUUAUUCAGAGCUGGAGUCUCGCCAUAGCUCCAUAUCGGUUGGGCCUAAUGGAUACCGCCACUCGGAAACCCCAGCAUCUUCCAUGGCUCCAACUAAACGUGGGUCCUCUUCCAUUCAUUCUCAAGAGCACCCUGGCCCAAGGGAGGCUCCAGAGCAGAAGUUGUUGAUCAAACGUCGCCACCUACUGAAGGAGUUGGUGGAUACCGAGAGCUCUUAUUUCCGAGAUAUGACUGUCGCAAUGGAGAUCUAUAAGGGUUCUGCGAAUGCUUGUUCCUCUAUUACCCUUGAUGAUAUAAAGGUCUUAUUUGGAAAUACGGAUGCCAUUGUGCAAUUUUCGAAAACUUUCUUGGAGUCCCUGAAGGCGGCGGUAGGGAGUGUCUACGUUCUACGCAGGGCCCGAAGCGGUGUGAAUAGCAGCGCUGUGAGCAUAGCCAACUCGGCGAAUAGUGGGGAUGAAGACAGCAAGUCUAAUUCCUUUGAGGACAUUGCCACCGAGGAGGAGAAGGAUAGGAGGACAUAUGUGGGUGAGGUUUUCAUGGAUAUGUUCUACAACAUGGAAAGGGUCUAUGGUGAAUACUGCAAGAACCACGACAACGCGGUUGGGCGAUUACAAAAGUUGGAAGGUAACAGGGGUGUGGCCAUUUGGCUGGCGGUAAAUAUCACCUUUCUGUGGUGAUUCCUUUGGAAUACUAAUAAGGGUGUAGGAAUGCAAAGCAUGCGCUGAAGACCUCACGAACGCCUGGAAUCUAGAAUCUUUACUCAUCAAGCCUGUCCAGCGAAUAUUAAAGUAUCCACUUUUGCUUACUCAGCUGCUCGAAUGCACACCUCGAAGUCAUCCAGAUUUUACUCAGCUAGAAGUGGCUGCCAAGGAGAUGAAGUUUGUUGCAGAUCGUAUCAAUGAAAUGAAGAAGAGAAAGGACAUGGUCGAACGAAUUGUGGGCCGCAAGAGAGCCGAAACGGAUAUCCGUCAUGGAAUCACCAAGGGUUUCGCGCGCCGCGCUGAAAAGCUCAAGCAAUCCGUGGGGUUAUCCGAGGUUGUGGUGGACGAUGUCUACAAUAGGCUUUUCGAGAACUAUAACAUGCACUUUGUCCAGGUCCAGGUGAUAAUACGGGAUAUCGAGAUCUAUACCAUGGAUAUUCAAUCACACAUAGAGAAGUUUCUGGAAUUUACACAAACGAUCAAGGAGUUUGUCGACAUAUCCCAUACGCAACACCCUGAGAUUGAGACAAAAUGGAGAAAGUUUGAUAGUGCUAUGAAGGAGAUGGCAUCCACCUAUCUGCAGGAGCAUGUGAGUAUUUCAAGGACCUGCACCCAAUAAUCCCUACUAACCGGGACAGAAACUUCGUGUACGCAAACAUUCUAUCGAGCCUCUGGAAAUGCUUCUGAAAAUGCACGAAAGCCCACAACGAAUUAUGACAAAGCGGAAUAAAAAAGCGGUGGACUAUGCUCGGUAUAGGGCAAUCAGGGAUCGAGGGGACACUCCCGACAAGAAGUCUAUCGAACUCGCCGACGCAUAUGUCGCGCUGAAUGAAACGCUGAUUGACGAGCUCCCCAAGUUAUUUAGAUUGACGAAGAAGCUUAUUGAUACCGUUUUAUUAAAUUUUGUUGAGUUGCAGGGUCUGUGGAUGAAUAGCUGGGCCGCCAAACUUCGUAUGACCUUCACAGAAAUGGAGAUGCCCGCUGAGGUGGAUAGCAUUGUCAAGGACUUCAUGGGCGAUUUUUCGUAUAACGAGCAGAGUCUCAAUCAUAUGGGAAUUUGUAAUGGUAAGGGUUUAUCAUUUUUUUUUAAAUUUUUUUAGUGAGUCUUGCAAACUGUCUAACGCUCGGGAACAAGGGACCUUGAAAGCCAUGUUGUUACCACAAACCCAGUUUCUUUCACCGUCUUCGACAUUAUCUCUCGAUGCCUUUGAAUACCCACGGAGGCCGUCGACAUCCGAAGGGAACGGGCUUUCCACAACAGGACGAGAUAGAGCCUUGUCCUUAACAAGCCACUCCCCAACGGCCUUGAGUUUUGACAAGCCCUUUGAAGAGCGUCGUCACAGUGGCGGGUCCACCCUUUCACCCUUGAUUGCGAUGGGCCCCGUCCUUCCAAUCGUGCCCCAGAUAGCCAGUAACCCCCGGGGGCGGGCUGGGUCGGCGCACUUACAGAGGUCGCCAAUGAGAAUUACUCCACCAGUUCCUCAACGAUCAUUCUCAACAAUGACAGCCGACAGACAGCUUCAUACUCCAGUCACCCGUACCUAUUCGCCAUCUCUGCCUGAUCGCCCCGGAUCCAGGGCAUAUUCGUUGGCACCAACGCUGUUUGAUGGCCCGGAAACCCAGACCGGCAACCCGACCUUAGUUGAUUCAGGCGCGGGACCCCAUAGCCGUUCUGCAUCUCCAGCACCCACGCCAAUGUUUUCGUCAGCAAUGCCAAUGGAGGACGACAGGGAGAUGAAAUCCGAUAGUGAAUCCCAGUCGAGAGACCCUUCGCGCAGUGCCUCGCGGGCGCCGUCUGUCGCAUCAUCAUCAAGACAGAGCCAACGACGGGCAUUGACAUUAUCCAAUAACAGUACACCCAUAUUUGUUGUGGCUAGCCUGUACGAGUUUAACAUUGAUAAACAACGGAGAGAGGGUGGCUUCCCAUAUCUCACCUAUGUACAAGGCGAGAUAUUUGACGUAUGCCCCCCUGUCCCCUACCGGCAGACCUCUUCUAACAGCCUCAUAGGUGGUGGGAACGAAGGGAGAGAUCUGGUUGGCGAAAAACCAAGACGACGCAAAUGGCGAACUUGGCUGGAUCUGGUGCAAGCAUUUCGCACGUCUUUAGAUUUUUUUUUUUUUUUUCCUUUUCUCCUUCAAUCAUAGUGUACCCUCCUUCCACUUUCAAUGUUCCUAUCUACCCUGGAACCCCCUCACUGGAAAUGGUGUGAAAUCAAGGACAAAUCCCGGAUCUCGUGAAUGCAAUGACCCGGCUACGUGUUUUCUUUUGCUUUAUUCUUCUUCUCCAGAUCAAAUCAGACCAAAUCAAAUUAAACAAAUAUACCUUAGCCAAUUUCUUCUCUUAUUUAUUUCUUUUCUAUUCUUUCUUUUCUCACUCUUUUCCUUUCCUUUACUGUUUUUUUUACUCAUCUUAUCAUUGCAAAGCAAUUUCUUUUUUAUCCAUAUCUGUCUCCACCUAUUCAUUCACCUACCAACCUACCCAUCUGUCAGAGCCUCCUCUCACUUUUUUUUUUCCUUCGCUUUGUUUUUCUUUGAAACCGGGUGUUGGGUGCAUUGUUUUUUUAUUUUUUAUUUAUUUUGUAAGCGUGUGGGCGGCGUCAUUUUUAAAGGUAGUUUUAAUAUACCCUCUCAUUAGCCUUAUACUUUUUCAUUUUCAUCCAUUUCUUGCAGUACAGUAUACAAGUACGCUAAAGUAAGUAAGUCAGUCAGUUUGUAAAGCUAGUACCGGUAAAUGCAUUUUCAUUUUCAGUUUGUGUGCGCUCCCGUUGUGUAGCUACGUACUGUACUGUAACUGGGUAUUUUGUGAUAUUGGCUCGGAUGAGGGGUUGCUGGAUGAUUCACUGGCUACGGUACAGUACCCUGUGAAUUACCCUUCAUUCUUCCCCCGCCCGCUCCUUUACUGACUAGUUGGUUUUCGGGUUGUUGACCUGGUCAGUGGGCGCUCACUUAUUGCGUGGUAUGUGCAGCACAGUAUCAUGAUGGGUUAGUGGUGGAUAGAUGGUAUAGCACAGGACAGUACAGUAACGUCGAUGAAUGCUAUACCGCAAUACAAACUCUUCGAGUGACUAUACACGCUUGAAAUUAUGAUUAUCAUAGACCCAGUCGCAGUAACGUAUUCUACCUAGUGUUGUAACACUGUAGUAAUGGAACACCACACAAAAAUAAGACAUGUCAUGUAAAACCAUAUAUUACAGUAGCUACAGUACUCAGAACCAGCUCAUACCUAUUGAUUAGUAUAGCAUUUUGGUAUAGAUUACUUAGUUUCAGGCUUAUCGCCUACAAUAGUCAUUGGAGAUACUGUAGUAAAAAGUGUAGACAGAGUGAGAAUCUGUGACUUGACUGGUUAAAAAAAAUUUAAAUUGGGAUAAAAAAUCAUAAAAUUAUUCUGUUACCUGGUAUAGGCAGAUGUGGGUCUUGUCCUUCACUGGACUGUUGAACCUUGCUGUUUGGAGCUCUGA